This is a messenger RNA of Halichondria panicea, 3006 nucleotides long. RefSeq names its product integrin beta-1-like. Gene Ontology annotation, cellular component: focal adhesion; cell surface; integrin complex. Lineage: Eukaryota; Metazoa; Porifera; Demospongiae; Suberitida; Halichondriidae. Bases 92 to 2848 code for a protein of 918 amino acids. The record is from RefSeq and is a predicted model, not a curated record. The transcript is spliced from 26 exons. Gene Ontology annotation, biological process: integrin-mediated signaling pathway; cell adhesion mediated by integrin; cell migration. Gene Ontology annotation, molecular function: integrin binding.
GCGGGGCCAAAUGGGACCCCGGAUGGAUGUCACAGGCAAAUAGUGCUCCUUGCUGGAAAGGGCAAUACUUAUAGAGCUAGCUAUAGAUAUCAUGGUUCCUCAUGCUCAAGCUCUUGCUUUUUUAUUGCUAACAAUCACAACAUUAAUUACAAAAGUGACUGCCCAAGUUGACCCUACCACAAGUAGACUAUGCAACAGUGCAACAAGAUGCAAUGAAUGUAUUAUAGCAGACCCAAGAUGCGUGUGGUGUGCUGAUCCAGAAUACAAUGGCAUUAUGAGAUGCUAUGUGAAUGGUGAUCCUGGAUUCACUUGCAACUCUCUACAAAACCCAGUGGGUACAGUAGUCACAGUUUCUACUCCUUCACUUGGUGAUAAUAAUCAAGUGACUCCUUCGCGAGUGAAUGUGACAUUCAGACCAGGAGCCCCUAUUUCCUUUCCGCUCACAGUUCAAUCAGCUCGUAACUUUCCUGUGGAUGUUUACCUCCUCAUGGACUUAUCUGCCUCCAUGAGGGAUGAUCUAGAAAACCUCAAAAGGCUUGGUUCUAGUGUGGCUGAUGAAAUUGCAGACAUCUCCUCUGACUUUAAGGUUGGAUUUGGUUCCUUUGUGGACAAGCGAGUGUCCCCAUAUGUGUCAUUGGAUGUUAAUCGUCAACUAGAUCCGUGUCUCGAUGGUUGUGUGAGCACCUACAGUUACAGGCAUCACGUGGAUCUGACUGAUGAUUCACAGUUCUUUGGUGCUCAAAUUGAUCGUGUAGCAAUCUCUGGAGGUCAAGAUACUCCUGAGGGUGGUUUCGAUGGAAUGCUCCAGUCUAUUGUUUGUACAGACUUAAUUGGAUGGAGAGAUGUAUCACGUAAGCUGCUUAUCUUCAUAACUGACGCUGGAUUCCAUAUAGCAGGAGACGGGAAGCUUGGGGGUGUAGUCCUGCCUAAUGACGGGUCAUGUAAGAUCAGUGGCACCACAGCACCUCAGGACUAUAACGACUGGAUCACUCUGGACUAUCCCUCCAUUGGGCAGAUUGCUCAGACCUUGAGAGCAAACGGAAUCAUCCCAAUAUUUGCAGCUCCAGCGAUAACACUGCCGGUUUAUCAGUCGUUGGUACGGGAAUUGGGAGAGGGGGCUUUCUCUGAAACACUAGAUAGAGAUUCUGGAAACAUUUUAGAUCUACUUCGGGACAGUUAUAAUAAUGUGUCUCAGAAGAUUGUUUUCGAUAGACAGCAGGUGCCAACAGGAGUCUCUGUGGAUAUCCAGCUAUCAAGUUGCCCAGGGCCAGUCGUGGGAGGUGUUUGCACUGGUGUUUUGAUUGAGAACAAUGCUACCUUUAAUGUGGUGGUCACACUACAAGAGUGCACUCCAGAUAACAGUGGCACUGUACAGGUUCCUAUUCGAGUGGUUGGCUUUGGAACUUUCAUUUUCAACUUGGAAACAAUCUGUACCUGUCCUUGUGACAAUGACACAUCUCUGAAUAGUCCAACCUGCAACAGCAAUGGAACACUGGGGUGUGGACAUUGUGACUGCAACCCUGGAAGAUUUGGAGAGUUCUGUCAAUGUGAUGCAACAGGACAGGGUGGUGUACAACAGAUGUGUCCACUUGGCCCCACUGAAGUUCAGUGUACUAGCACUGACAGAGGGAUGUGUGUGUGUGGGGAGUGUGUGUGUAAGAGGGAUCAAGCUGGUUUCUUAUUUUUUGGACCUGCUUGUGAGUGCAAUCGUGAUGACUGUCCCUCAUUCAAUGGAGAGCUGUGUUCUGGAAGGGGCGAGUGUACGUGUACUGGGUGUCGAUGCAAUGUGGAGCCUAGCACUCAGUUGCUAUAUACUGGAAAUGCGUGCGAAUGCUCGCCAGUUACUGAUUGUGUCGACCCUAACAACGCAUUGGAAAUAUGCAAUGGGCGCGGUACCUGCGAUUGUAGUGGGCAGUGUUAUUGUACGUUCCCCUACCUAGGAGAUUACUGCGAGUUGUGUUCAGGAAACACAAGCUGUCUAGAUAAUUUAUGCCACUCCAAUCGAGAGUGCACUGCCUGUGCAAUAGAACUUUUGGAUUUGUUCACCGAUGCAGCCACUUUUUUUUCAAUUGAAACUUUAACAACCCUGCCGAAUGAAACAACUCUCAAAUUUGACGCCACAACCAAGAAUUUUCAGCUUCAUCUGCCCCGUGGCUAUUGCCCAGAGAAUUGCUCUCAAGAUAUUGUUAUUAUCAGUGGAACUAAUGAUGUCGACUAUAUCAUCGAUAAUCAGAUGGCAACUCGCUGUGAGUAUAUCGGACCUACCUGUACCCAUCGUUACUAUGUAGCAGUCCACAAGAUACCUCUCCAGUUUACUGAUGUACACGUUGAGUUCAGACGAUAUUGCAGUCAAGUGUCAGCCUUAGUUCCUACUUGGGUUGCUGCUGUGGUCAGUGUCACUAUAACUGCCGUACUCUCUAUUGCUUUAAUAAUAAUGAUCAAGCUACUUAUUGUAACCAUGGACAAUUUUAUGAUUCGAAAGCUUGAUCAGCAAAUCUCAAGUAUUAGGGCUACGUUGGUUAUUCCAGAUGCACUAGAUCUUGUAGAGCUGAAUUCUAACAAGGCUUAUGGACAAGCAGUCAGUUCCAAUACACAACAUGGAAGGAAUACUAGCUCUGAGACCCCCCUAUACUCAGAGGUUGAUCCAAUGGCACUAGAAGAGGAGCAUCUAUAUGAGACCAUCUCUGUAUGUGGUGAUGAAUCACUUGACACCAUAGAGCUGCAGUCAAACAAUGCUUAUGGACAAACCCAGACCCAUUUUGAAGUUGAUCCAGCACUACAACAAGAGCUAUGUGUUGAUUUGCAAUCUAACGUGGCAUAUGAGCAGGUUGCUGAGGUUGGCCACUAACUCUCGGCACAAUCCACCACCAUGCAGUUCAUCAACAGAUGUAUAUUAUUAUUACUCGCAAACAAUUAGCUAAGAACAAUGUGUCAUUCCCUAAAUGUAUAAAUUAUAGCCUUCAGCCUGAUAGACACACUUGAUAAAAUAAAAUUUUCCACACACAG